AUGGCGGAAAAUAGAGAUGAAAUACUUGCUAAUUUUCAGGCUUGCACGGGUAUUGAUGAUGUUGGAGAAUCAAUUAUGCACUUAGAAGAAACAAACUGGGAUUUAUUAAAAGCAAUUAAUCAAGUGAUACCUCAAGAUACCAAUACUACAGAUGCAGAAUCUUCAAUGGAUAUAGAACUGAUUAAGGAAAUUAAGGGAAACGAACAGACAUACAAUGAUACAUUUAAUAAAAAAUCACAAGAUGAUGAAGUAAUUGUUUGUAGUGAUUCUAAAAUAAAUUUUCAAAAACUAUACAUACAUUAUUUUAAAUUUAAAAAAUUUUGUACAGUCUAUGUCGGCGUAAAUACUUCAGUUACUGGUCCGUCUACGUCUAAUUCAAAAGACAGGACAAAGACUCUUAAAUUUAUAAUUAAUUUUAAAGGCCGUUCAUUUGUAGUAAGUUUGCUAGAGAAUCAAACUGUAGCUGAUUUAAAAAAACAGAUAAACAAAGCAACCAAUGUACCUUUGUGUAGACAGUACUUAAUCGGAUGGAGAGAAUUUCCCAAAUCGGAUUCAUGCAGUUUAUCAUCGUUAAAUUUAUCCUCUGAAACAAAAUUAACAUUAAAUACCGUUGAAACAGAUCAUGAUGGUCAAAUGGAAACGGACAAUGACAUUGUCGAAGGACUAAAUUUAACUUAUACAUUACAUAUAAAAGAUGAAACGCACAAUAAGGUUCUUAGUUUAAAAUUUGGCGGAACAAAAUCUAUAUUAGAUAUUAAAUCUGCCGUUUAUUGCAUUACAAAUAUACCGGUCCGGUAUCAAGAAUGGUCUGGUUGGCCGGAAAGUAUAAAAGAAGACACAACAUUAUUAGGUUAUUCAGGAGUUGAUCAUCCCGUUCAUUUUUUGUUUUUAAAGUCUUCUGAAAUCGAUGAGAAAAAGAAGCACAAAAGAAAUUUAAACAUAGAUGAUUCCGAAGAUAGUUCCGUAGAAGAAUUUGAAGAUGCCACAGAGUCUUUUACUGCUGAUGAUGAUUUUAUAUCUGAUACGAGAUCAAGGAGAUUACAGCCUCUUAUUCCUGAUAUGGUCGAAGAUGAAACAGCUGGUUGCCUUCACUUUGCUGAUGAAUUUACUAGUCGGUACGGUGCAUUACAUCCCGAAUUUUUUCCCGGUACUUUAGAAGAUGCUAUUAAAGAGGCUUGUAUGAAACCAGCCAGGGAGAGGCGAUUGCUAGCUCUUUACCUUCAUCAUGACGGAAGUGUUCUUUCCAACGUCUUUUGUACUCAAAUUUUAUGCUCUGAAUCCGUUAUUCAGUGUCUAACUGCAAACUUCGUCGUUUGGGGCUGGGAUCUUACGUUUGAAUGGAAUAAUUUAAAAUUUUUAGCUUCUUUAACAAAAUGUUUGGGUGGUGUGGCGACGUUUCAAAUCAAAAACAUACCACAAGAAAGGUUACCCGCAAUUGUUAUUAUUAGUAGAACUAGAUCAGUAACCGAAAUCACUGCCGUUAUUCAAGGUAACGUUGAAGUAAAUGAAUUAAUGGCUAAUUUGACUGAAGCCGUGGAUGUUUUUACAAUGCAACAAAAAAUUGAAAUAAAAGAAGAGGAUGAAAGAACUGCGAGAGAAAUGAUAAAGUUCGAACAAGAUGCUGCUUACAGAGAGUCAUUAGAAAGAGACAGAGCUAAAGAAGAAGCAAGGAAGCAGCAGGAAAUGAUAGAAAAUCGGGAAAAGGAAAAAGCAGAAAUGCAAAAAAAAUUAGAAGAANNNUCAAGGUUAUCCACAUACAGAAUAUAA
This is a messenger RNA of Pediculus humanus corporis (human body louse), 1767 nucleotides long. Its product is annotated as FAS-associated factor, putative. Gene Ontology annotation, cellular component: endoplasmic reticulum; nucleus. Gene Ontology annotation, molecular function: ubiquitin binding. Lineage: Eukaryota; Metazoa; Arthropoda; Insecta; Psocodea; Pediculidae. The record is from RefSeq and is a predicted model, not a curated record. The transcript is spliced from 12 exons. The coding region runs from base 1 to 1767 and encodes 588 amino acids.